CGGUGGGAGGCCUUUGGUCUUAGUUCAGCUGACCGAAGCUAAGGGCUAAUUGAGGGUCUUAGUGAGCAUAGACGUUCCAAGCCCCCAAAUGCGGUCACUCUUGUCGCAAGAGCGUACCUUGAUACUGACGCCUAAAGCUAUCGAGACAGAUGACUUGGUCACACUAGGCCAGCUUGUAACCGUUCCCGGCACAAAGUCUUCAGGACAAGAUGCCUCAGCUUCGUUUCCCCAUCUACUAGUUUUUCCGGGAUUUAUUACCCAUGCCAAAGAGGUAAACGUUGUCACGAGACAUAUGCCGCCAGGGACCAAGGUCAGCAACAGACAAGUGCAUUAGCUGACUGGGCGACGACUUUGGGAAUUCCGUUCCGUCAAAAUGCUUUGAGACUGAGGGAAUUUCCAAGAGGAACGAUCCUUUGAUUCUCUACUUCGCCUUGGCGCUGAGACCGAGUAACCUCAGGGUUGCAAACGGUAAAUCGUCAAUCACUCAUGAUUAUGCUCGCGCCCUGCUUGUGGCACAUCACCGUCGUACGGUUACCUGGACGUAUAAGAAUACACACAACCCAUGGCUAUCCUUUACAGUGUCAUCUGCUCCUUCAGCUUCAGCCCCUUCUGCGCAUCGACUUCAUAAUACUCCCAAGCUUUACCACCGAGUUUCUCCUAAAACCCCCCCAUUCAAAAUGGUCAUUACACUAAGCCAAGCCUCUGCGGGGUUGAGAGAUCUCAAAUCCAGGGUGAGCGCCGAGGCGGUUCACGUUUCCGAACUCUCUGAUGACGACGUUUAUGAGUCUGAGCAGGCUAAGAAGGAGUCGCUGGAAACAAUCCAACUUGUUCAAAAUAUGAUUCGGCAAUCCCUGGAGGAGCAUGAGGAUGCCAAGAAGAGAGUUCCGAAGCAGGACAGCCAAGCUCUCGACUUCGCAGGAGUCCAAGAUCCCAACCAGAGCUUCCAGGACGCCACUCAGAACAACCUGAGGAAUGUUGCCCAAGUCGCAGGUACGAUGUCCGGCUCUAUCCAGGACAUUAUGAGUAACUUCAAUUCGAUUUUGGGUCUUGCUGGCAUCGAGCAAUUCUCCGCUACGUUGGAGUCCGUUCCGGCAGUUGGUAUCCUCGACAACACGGUCCAGUACAUGGCCGUGACUCUUGAUCCUGCCACAUCGCAGACCCAGCCGGCAUGGUCGCUCCUGGACACUUUACCGGCAAGCCCCUCCGGCACAGACACGGCGGCCCUGUUUUCGUACAAUGGAAUAUUCUUUGUCGCCGUCGGUCCCAACGUGUGGCAGAAGACCCCUAAGCCCCCCGGCGACCCAUCCCUGGCCAUGGCAGCCGUCGACAACUGGUCGCAGAUGUUCUACCCCGGAUGGCAACCACUAGGCUCUUGUCUGCCCGUUGGAGACUCCCUGUGCCUUGCCCCUUACAACAAUGUCGCCCCAGACGGGACCACGACGUACUCGGCACUGAUCAAGCUUGCCUCUGAUGGCACUUUAAGCUGGGCACAAGGCGCAAUCGCGGCGAACAUGAACUUCCAGCCUCUGCUGCCCGUGGGCAACAUCCCAAUGCCAGCCCUCCUCAAGAUUGCCUAUUGGAAUGGUUCUCUUUGGGGACAUGACGCUGCCAAUGUGAUCCACGAGAUCAAGCCGGCCCUGGCUGGUUCGGGAUCUCUGACUGGCUAUACUGUCGGGCAGACAUUCCAGUCCCCGAAGCAGAUCAAAGACUUUACAGCCGUGGACACGGGGAUUAUCAUACUUGCCGACGAUGGCUUUCUGUACGAGUUAAUCAUCAACCCACCUAAAGACAACGCAUCGCCCCCAACCGUCACCUGGAACCAAUCGAUUGCCCAAGGUGGUGUCACCAACCUGAGCGCCGCGUCCCCGGGUGUUAUCCUUAAUCUGCGAAACCUCACCACGUACCUCAAGUCACAGUACGUUACUACGCAAACCAAUCUCUUCCCGUACAUCAACCAGAUUCAAGGUUUCUGCGCCAGCCACAAGGUGUACCUGAGCAACCUUCUCCAGGCGGCCCGAGAUUGGGCGAAUGCGACCACUCCCGCAGACAAAGAACAGAUUGCCAAUGGCGAGGGCCAGGUCGCCAUCCAGCAUGCACAGGUCAUGGGGAAGAUGCUUUCGACUAGUCUGCAGGCCGCGAACCAGAUGGUCGUGGAUAUGACGCGUCAGACCUCCCAAAUCAACAACUCGAUCGCGAACCAACUCGCGAAUAUUGGACAGCAAAUCACGGACUUGCAGGCAACACUGAGCGCCCUUGAGACCCAGGAGAAAGCCUUGACGGCAGGCAUUUGGGCGGCAGUUGGCGCCUUCAUCGUCGGUCUCGGAAUGGUCAUUGCGGGCUUCUUCUUCCCGCCUUUGGCUCCCGGGCUGUGGUUGCUCGGCGGUAUCCUCGUCGUCGGCAGUGUAGUUGCAAUUGGUGUUCUAGCAUCCGAAAGAGGCAAGUGCCAGGCCGCGAUUGCGGCCACGUCGACAUCCAUCCAGGCGUUAACACAGUCAAAGAGCCUGCUCGUCACCAUUUCCGGCAGCUUCACCAACCUCGCUCAGAACUACGGCACCCUCAACGCAUUCUGGACCUCGAUGUUAAGUAUCAGCGGCGCUAUCACGAGUCUUGAGAACCUCGGCACGUUUCUGUUACAGGACCAAUCUUCUAUUGAGGCAGCCCAGCAGUCCAAUCAGGAGAUUAUUGACUCCCUCAACAACUACAUCCAGGUACUAGGAUCUCAGGGCAUCGUCCCGCCUACCAUCACGCCAGGCCCACCUCUGCAGAAGCAUCUUUCGAGCCUAGACGUCCCCAAGGUGGUUAACCAAGUCGCAUCCUCCUAUCCAAACAAGGACUUGCGCAAGUCCAUGCAGCUUAGUCUUGUGGCAUCCCUGCUCCAGUCUGCCUCAACCCAGCUUUCUACUAAAGAUACCCAAGGGUAUUUCGCAACUAUACAAAUGGCUGCUUCUCUCAACGCCGUUACCCAUAGCUUAGUUUUGCUUUAAAUUACAAGACUAUCAAGUCAUUAUUUUAAAUUAUUAAAAGCCCAGACUAUUUUAUAAUAAUAAGACCCGCGCUACUUACUUAGAUAUUUAUUAUUAUAAUAUCUCAAAAUACGGC
Colletotrichum scovillei is the source of this 3099-nucleotide messenger RNA. RefSeq lists its product as uncharacterized. The transcript is spliced from 2 exons. The coding region runs from base 678 to 2984 and encodes 768 amino acids. The record is from RefSeq and is a predicted model, not a curated record. Lineage: Eukaryota; Fungi; Ascomycota; Sordariomycetes; Glomerellales; Glomerellaceae.